CUUGUUUGGCUGCAAUUGAUUAAAUGCUUUCCACACCCAGAUGAUGCUCUUUUAUGUUGCUUUACUAAUAUUAAUGUAUUAUUAAUUGUCUGUAGCUUGAGUGGCGCUUCUCCGUUUCUUGGCGAGACCAAACAAGAAACACUUACCAACAUUUCAGCUGUCAACUAUGACUUUGAUGAAGAGUACUUCAGUAACACAAGUGAGCUCGCCAAGGACUUCAUUCGCCGACUGCUGGUCAAGGAUCCUAAGAAGAGAAUGACAAUCGAAGACAGUCUCCAGCAUCCCUGGAUCAAGGUGAUUAAGAGGCGUAAUGUUCGGCCUGAGGAGUGCGAGCGCAAGACAGAGCGCAGGCGUCUGAAGACCACCCGUCUGAAGGAGUACACCAUCAAAUCCCACUCCAGCAUGCCUCCCAACAACACCUACAUCAACUUUGAGCGCUUCUCCCAGGUCAUGGAGGAGAUCUCAGCAGCCGAGGAAGGCCUACGAGAGCUGGAGAAGAACCAGCGCUCCUGCGCUGAGGACGUGGCCGCUCUGCUCUCCAUCUAUGAGGAGAAAGAAAGCUGGUACAAGGAGGAGAACGAAAGCAUCGCUGCAGAUCUGAAUCAGAUCAAACAGGAGCUGCAGAGAGCACAAGCCCUGCGCAGACAGAGCCAGGAAGAGGCCCGCGCCGCCAUGCUGUCAGCCAAUGCCCUCAAACGCAAGUUUGGCCGGUUGGAGAACCGCUACGAAGUGCUCGCUGAGCAGAUGGUCUCCGAGGUGCGCUGGGUGGAAGAGCUGGUGCGUUCGAUUUCAGCUGAAAAUGACACUCGCAGCACCAGCAUGGCUUAAGCUGCUCUGUUUGCUUUCUGAACGCAAUGACUAUCUAAUAUCUUCGCUUGGUAUGUGCAGGGCAGAUAUAGAGUAUUAAACUUUGCAAUAAGCUUCAUGUAAGCCUGUAGAGUUCAUGUUACUCCUAGAACAAAAGCAUUGCAAAAUGGUAUUUUCUAUAAAUGCUGAGUGAGAGUGUGCAUGUGUUUCGCUUGUGCAUUGCAGUAUCCUUAUGUGAUGCCGGUCUGUUACAGCUGAAGCAAGCAUUUAGUAUUUUUAAUUGUCACCUCAAAAAUAUACAUGCUGGAUCAGUAGAUAAAAAUGAGUUUAUUUACAGUUCUAUUACAGCACUCAGAGCAAAGCAUAUUAUUAAUGUACAUUGUGAGUAAUGCACUACACAGUCCUCUAUGAGGAAUUGAAUAAUCUCAAGAUGCCAGUUGCUUUUAUUGCUCUGCAUGUCCGCUUUUCCUAUGCAAAUCGAAUUCUAAUUUUAUGAUAUGAGACAAAGUAAAUAACUUCUACACUUAUGAUAGUCCUAAAUGCUGUUUUGAAUGAUCUGUACAUAUAUCUAAUACUCAGUAAGCUGCUUCUGUAUCUACACUCUAAAAAAUGCUGGGUUGUUUCAACCCAACUUUGGGUCAAAUAUGGACUA
This is a messenger RNA of Sinocyclocheilus rhinocerous, 1459 nucleotides long. RefSeq names its product death-associated protein kinase 3-like. The record is from RefSeq and is a predicted model, not a curated record. Gene Ontology annotation, molecular function: protein serine/threonine kinase activity; ATP binding. Gene Ontology annotation, cellular component: nucleus; cytoplasm. Gene Ontology annotation, biological process: intracellular signal transduction; positive regulation of apoptotic process; protein phosphorylation. The annotation marks the transcript as partial. NCBI's taxonomy places the organism in Eukaryota, Metazoa, Chordata, Actinopteri, Cypriniformes, Cyprinidae. The transcript has 3 exons.